This is a messenger RNA of Pistacia vera, 867 nucleotides long. RefSeq names its product molybdopterin synthase catalytic subunit-like. Gene Ontology annotation, molecular function: molybdopterin synthase activity. Bases 156 to 740 code for a protein of 194 amino acids. The transcript has a single exon. Gene Ontology annotation, biological process: Mo-molybdopterin cofactor biosynthetic process. NCBI's taxonomy places the organism in Eukaryota, Viridiplantae, Streptophyta, Magnoliopsida, Sapindales, Anacardiaceae. Gene Ontology annotation, cellular component: cytosol. The record is from RefSeq and is a predicted model, not a curated record.
CUCUAUGGAAGAUAUAAAUUUUCAUGAGAAAAAUUUAGAUUUAUUAUUUUGUUUAGUUCUUAGCUUUUAGAGAAUGAAACCAAUGUGAUAGCCUUCUUAUACAAAUUACACAAACAUUUACGGUUUACAGGGUAAUCACGAAAGACUGAAGAAGUAUGGCUGAUGAAGAGAAAAAUCUGGUUGAAAUCUUAGAAGCAAAUAACCUGAUUGAUAUGGCCAAGUACAUAACCUAUGUUAGUGCUCCACAAGCUGGAGCCAUAGCAACAUUUGCAGGCACAACACGUGACACCUUUGAAGGAAAAACAGUGGUGGAGCUAAGGUAUGAAGCUUAUGUACCGAUGGCAAUACGCUGCAUCAAAUCUAUCUGUUCAUCAGCUAGAUCAGCCUGGAAUCUUCAUUCCAUUGCAGUUGUACACCGGCUAGGCACUGUUCCAGUGGGAGAAACAAGUGUCUUUAUAGUUGUUUCAGCUGUUCAUCGAGCUGAUGCCCUGGAUGCUUGUAAGUUUUUGAUUGAUGAGUUGAAGGCAUCUGUUCCUAUAUGGAAGAAGGAAGUAUAUUCCAAUGGAGAAGUUUGGAAGGAGAAUUCAGAAUUUAAAGAAAGAAGAUUAGAGCUGGGGAAGAAAGAUGGCGUUUGCAAUAGAGGAGAAGUUUUGGUAAAAACACAUGAUAGAAAGACCUGUUGCGGGACAAAGGUCAAGGUGGACGACGAAGAAAUCGGAGAUAUCAGCGCUGGCAAGUAAGAGAUUGGAGAGUUAUCGUUACUAUUUAUUUGCACACUUUUACAUGUUUCAGGUUGCCACCUUAUGAUACUUGGUACAAUUUUGCCACACAGAACAGUCCACUCCUGAUUACUUAUUUCUAGCUAAA